AUGCAAAACCAGAGCUUUGUCACUGAGUUCAUCCUCCUGGGGCUUUCACAGAACCCCACAGUUGAGAAAACAUUAUUUGUUGUAUUUUUGGUGAUCUACCUUGCAACUGUUGGGGGCAACAUAAUGAUUGUGGUGACCAUCGUCUGCAGCCCUGCACUGCUGAGCUCCCCCAUGUACUUCUUCUUGGUAUUUCUGUCCUUAUUGGAUGCAUGCACGUCUUCUGCAAUAGUACCAAAGAUGAUUGUGGACUUCUGUAAAAGGAAGACCAUAUCCUUUGAAUGUUGUAUGACACAACUGUUUGCUGUCCACUUCUUCACAGGGGCUGAAGUGAUUGUCUUGGCAGCCAUGGCCUAUGAUCGCUAUGUGGCCAUCUGCAAACCCUUGUACUACACUUCCAUAAUGAAUAGAAGGCUCUGUGGCACUCUGGUGGGAGUGGCCUGGGCAGGAGGCUUCUUGCACUCCAUCAUACAGAUUAUCUUCACUUUGCAGCUGCCCUUCUGUGGGCCGAAUUUUAUUGAUCACUUCAUAUGUGACUUGUUCCCAUUACUGAAGCUUGCCUGCACUGACACACACAUUUUUGUCCUUCUGGUGUUUGCCAACAGUGGGUCUAUUUGCAUCAUCAUCUUCUUCUUGUUACUUGUCUCCUAUGGUGUCAUCUUGUUCUCUUUGAGAGCACACAGCUCUGCAGAGCGUCGUAAAGCUCUCUCCACCUGUGCCUCCCACAUUACUGUUGUGCUUUUGUUCUUUAUCCCCGGCAUAUUAAUAUAUGCACGACCUGUAUCUGCAUUCCCCUUUGAAAAAAACACCCUUGUGUUUUCCACCAUCCUGACACCAUUGUUCAAUCCUAUGGUUUACACUUUUAGGAAUACAGAAAUGAAAAAUGCCCUCAGGAAAAUGUGGAAGAGAUUGAUAUUGGUUUCUGGCCAAUAUUAA
Molecule: messenger RNA, 933 nt
Organism: Nannospalax galili (Upper Galilee mountains blind mole rat)
Lineage: Eukaryota; Metazoa; Chordata; Mammalia; Rodentia; Spalacidae
Product: olfactory receptor 4C15-like
Exons: 1
Coding region: 1-933 (310 amino acids)
Biological process (GO): G protein-coupled receptor signaling pathway
Cellular component (GO): membrane
Molecular function (GO): G protein-coupled receptor activity; olfactory receptor activity
Source: RefSeq, a predicted model, not a curated record